AUUUAUUUUUUAAGUUGGUUGGACACAAAGUAUUCAAGUAGAUCCAUGCACACCAGAACGGUGUCUAGUACGGUUUAUUUCUUCCUCUUUCUCAAUCCUCUUCAUUGAUUUCGAUUCGGUGGGUGCGGGUGCAGCGAGAGCCAGGUAGACCGUCAUCGCCCUCGCCACUCUACCGGUAAAAAUGAUCGUCUGCGUCGCCGUCGUCGGUCAUCAGAACAAUCCGCUGUACAUACAGAGCUUCACCGAAGCCGAUGAUGCUCUCAAGCUUCAUCACAUCGUCCAUUGCUCGCUUGAUGUGGUCGACGAGCGAGUUAACAAUCCUAAAAAAUCUGGACCGAUGUUGAAUGAGACGUUUCUAGGACUGCUUUAUCCUAUUGAAAAUUACAAAGUUUACGGAUAUCUGACUAAUACAAAGGUCAAAUUUAUCUUGGUGACCACGGAUCUGGAUGUUAAAGAUGCAGAUGUGAGAAAUUUUUUCAGGAGAUUCCAUUCUGCAUAUGUGGAUGCGGUUUCAAACCCAUUCCAUGUUCCAGGUAAAAAGAUAACAUCCAGAACAUUUGCAGAAAGAGUGAGCACAAUUGUCAAGUCAUUUGGUUUUAGUUCAGUUGCGUGAACAUCUAAUAUGGGUGUUAGUCUGAUCCUUUGUUGAUAUUUGGUUCAAGACUUCUCUAUAUUGUUUUUUCCUUGUAACUUUAGUUUUCCUUAGGAAUUGAUUUUCGCCAGGUAACUUUAUGUUCAUUGUUCAAUAUAUAUCAUAUUCAAAAUGAAUCAUCACAUUUGUUUUUA
This is a messenger RNA of Cicer arietinum (chickpea), 786 nucleotides long. RefSeq lists its product as uncharacterized. Gene Ontology annotation, biological process: endoplasmic reticulum to Golgi vesicle-mediated transport. NCBI's taxonomy places the organism in Eukaryota, Viridiplantae, Streptophyta, Magnoliopsida, Fabales, Fabaceae. The record is from RefSeq and is a predicted model, not a curated record.